Molecule: messenger RNA, 548 nt
Organism: Staurois parvus
Lineage: Eukaryota; Metazoa; Chordata; Amphibia; Anura; Ranidae
Source: the annotation of a GenBank genome assembly
AUGUAUUUUUGUGCCCUAGGCCAGCCAAAGUGAAGACAGAAAUAGAAACACCUUGAAACAGGAUUACCUGACUGAAAAUGGAGGAGGAGCAGAGUCGCAUUACAGGGAGAAUAUUAAACCUCACCUUGGAGAUCAUCUACCUGCUGACCGGAGAGGAAUGCAUUAUAGUGAAAAAGCCCUUUGAUCACAUGACUCACGUGUCACAACAUUGGAGAAGGAAACUGAGCACCAUGACGGACCCUCCAACUUACUCCCUAAUAGCUAAGAUAAACAAUGGUAAGAAGAUUCUAGAAGUCAUCCAGAAGAUCAUUGAGCUGCUGACGGGAGAGGUUCCUAUAAGGUGUCAGGAUGUCACUGUCUAUUUUUCCAUGGAGGAGUGGGAGUAUAUAGAAGGACACAAGGAUAUCUACAAGGACCUCAUGAUGGAGGACCAUCCACCCCUCACAUCACAGGAUGGAUCCAGUAAUGGGAACCCACCAGAGAGAUGUCCCCGUCCUCUGUAUUCCCGGGACUCCACACAGGAACAUCAGGAGGUCCCUCAGGACGAU